AUGUCGGUCACCGAUCCCGACUUUACGGCCAUGGGCAGUUUCCAUCUGCUGGUGACGGACCUUGUGGCCACCCAUGACAGGGUUGUGUCCGAGCUGCAGCAGCAGGUCGACGACCUGCGAGCUCAGGUGGCAGCCUAUCGGAGGUGUCCUGGACAAGACCUCGCCCUAGCUCCACAGAAGGAAGUGGCGGACGAGCUCCGCGUCCCAAUGGCGGAUCGAGUUCUCGAACCGGAGGCGCUGCACGGCGCACCCAUCAGCCUGGAGCAGGUCUCGCUUUCCGAGGAGCCUUUCGUCAAGGUCUUUGGCGAGGAGGUGAAACACCUGGGCCUACGAGUAGCGUGGAGCGCGCAAAGGCCCACCAUACAGAGGGUGGACGAGGGCACGGCAGCCCAAGUUGUUGGCAUUUGUCCUGGAGAUCUACUUCUUGCCAUCAACGACACAGAGACGGAAGGGCGUCCACGAGAGGAGCUGUUGCCACUUCUGAGAGAUCGCCCUCUCCGACUUCGCUUUAUGCGAAAGGGUAGCGACUGCUCAGUGGCGACAGGGACAAUGACGUUCGGGACUCCGAACCAUUCGUCAAAGAGCAUUACUGCCAAGCAAACCCAACCGGCUCUGAAAAGGAGUGAGCUGGGAAAGGUAGCUGCUAUCAAGAACGUCGAUGACAGCCGCGGCCGCGAGGCCAACUUGACCAAUGCUUGGGCCGACUCACCCGUAUCUGUGGUUCAGGGCCGCGCAGCCCCCGACUCGCCGAGGAAGAUCUCCUCGCGACACAUAGGUCGAAGAGAUGGGCGUGCUACCUCGAAAGGAAGUCGCGCUGCAAGCUCCAACAGUGAAGCUGACGAGCCCGAAGGCUCUCACACCCAGCUUGGACUGCGUCGAUUUAUAGCCACCCGGAAGGAGUCGACAGCCUCUGUCGCAGAGGUAGGCAUUGGGAACUUCAAAAUUUCCAUUCACGACCAAGCAGAUGAGAAGAAGAGCUGUGCAAGACGUCUGCACUCUUUGCUGAAGUGGUGGAGCCACUUAGAGGAGCCAGAUCGAGGCGGCUGUGCCUUCAAGAUCCUGGAGUCCAGGCCUUUCUUCACACUGUCUUCGACGGUGAUCAUGAUGCAUGCGGUCGUCGUGACAAUGUCCUCAGACUGGGAAGUGAAUCACAUUGGCGGCACGCCUCCGCCGCAUUUCAACUACCUGGAAAUGGGGUUUCUGGCCUUCUAUGCGCUCGAGCUCGGGCUCCGACUCGCAGUUCAUCGUUGUUUCUUCUUCAUCGGCGAAAGCGCUGGCUGGAACUGUUUCGACUUUCUGCUGGUUGCAUUUUCUGGGUUUGAUGUCGGCCUAUUUUUCAUGCAAUUGGCGAGACAUGAACAGGAAAGUGGCAGUGGUAAUGUGUCCUUCAUGCGAAUGUUCCGGCUCUUCAAGAUCACGAAGAUCCUCCGCACCAUCCGAAUCAUAAAGGUGUUCCGAGAGCUCUCCAUGAUGGUGGAAAGCUUCACGAAGCUGGCCCUCACCUCAGUUGCAAACAACCUGGUCUUUGUCCAGGGGGUCACCGACUUGCUCAGAGAGCAGACAUUCAGUGCAGAUGACGAGCAGUCUAUCCUGAACCAGUUCGGCUCGGUGUUGGACAGCAUGUUAUCUCUCUACAUGGCCGUGACAGGUGGAAAUGACUGGGUGGAAUACUAUGAGACCGUUCGACAAUGUGGUCCUUUCUACGACGUUUUGUUCUUGCUCUAUACUUUCUUCUUUGUGUUUGCACUGUUCAACAUCAUGACGGGUGUCUUCGUUGAGCGGGCGCUGACCGCUGCCAUUCCUGAUAGAGAUGAAAUGAUUUGGGAGGAACAGAAGAAGCUGGCGAAACAGGUUGAGGACUUCAAGGCCCUCUGCAACCAGUUGGACACAGAUAACUCAGGAACAAUUACCAAGACCGAGUUCAAAAAGCACAUGCGAAGCGACGUCAUGGUGUCGUACAUGUCCAGCGUUGGCUUGGAGAUGCAUGACGUAGAGCACUUCUUCCGGACAGUGGCCGGAGAAGACCAAGAAGUAAGUAUUGACCGGUUCGUGGAGGGAUGCAUGGCCAUGAGGGGCAAUGCAACUGCGCUCGAUGUGCAGCGACAGCUGUUCGAAUGCAAGCGCCUGUCCGACGCAAUCAAAUCGCUGAAGCGCGAGCAUAGCGAGAACAUGGGCAAGGUGCAGUGGAUCCUGUUGAAGGCAUUUCCUCGGCUUGCCGACGAGAUGCCGAAAAUAGAUGACAAGGCACAGCAAUCAUCGAACCCGACGCGUUCGCAGCAGUCCUCGGCCAGUGACAAGGUGCAGCACUGCAGUGCUGGUCGCCCUUCCCCAACGAGCUCAAACACCGGAGAGGCAACCAGCAAGGCCUCCAGCCCAACUCGUGAGAUCUCGUCGCCCGGAGCGAUUCUUGGCAAGGAGAUGGAAAGAAUGACGCCGGUUCACGCGGCGGCCAAGUGA
Molecule: messenger RNA, 2457 nt
Organism: Symbiodinium sp. CCMP2592
Lineage: Eukaryota; Dinophyceae; Suessiales; Symbiodiniaceae
Source: the annotation of a GenBank genome assembly